Molecule: messenger RNA, 1565 nt
Organism: Ectocarpus sp. CCAP 1310/34
Lineage: Eukaryota; Phaeophyceae; Ectocarpales; Ectocarpaceae
Source: the annotation of a GenBank genome assembly
CUGGGACAUUAGAAAGAAAGGGAGGUCAGCAGUAGAACAGGGGACCCGAAGAAACAUCGGAUUGGACAAUGGCAACUUCCCUGCAGGCCAUGGGGGCAAUAGGGCUGUGCCUUUCGCUCUACGCUGUGUACGUGGAGCACAAGAAUGAGGAGGACUCUUCCUAUGAGGCGAUGUGCGAUGUCAGCGAGCGGAUGUCCUGCUCGAAGGUGCUAAUGAGCGAGUGGGGACACAUUUUGUCGCAGCUGGGGGUCUUGCCAAAGGGGCACCAGUUUGACCUUGCCAAUGCCACCUUGGGCGUGUUCUACUUUGCUGCAGUGUUCCUCCACCGUUUGUUUCCUCUUUCCUCCUAUCAAGCAAAGGCAAAGGUCGUCUUCGCCUUGACAUUUCCAGUCGUGGGCGUGUCUCUGUACCUCAUGUACAUCUUGCUCGUCGUGUUAAAGGAUAUCUGCCUGAUCUGUGUCAGCAUAUACGGCGUAAAUCUGGCCGUGUUCGUUCUCAGCUACCGAGGUUUACGCGGAAGUGCUCCUGGCCCCCGAACGUCCUUCGAUAGAAAAUCAGACUGAAACGUCCGAUCAAUCUCGUUCAUUCCCGCCUGGAGCAUGCUUGCCUGGGCUCUGGAGCUUGGGGGGGGACGGGCAGUUUCGUCCCUCUGCUCCCACUGGUUGUUGCUGGCGAGCAAAGGUGGGGGGAGCAACAGGUGAACACCGGACAUGGUUCUUCGGCGGUGACAACUGCAACUACCUCACUACUGCAAGAGCCUUGAGUGAUUUGUUGAACACAACACGGCACCUGCAGCACGGUCGUUUGCGAAGUUUCAUGUGGGGAUGCGGUCUGCUCAGCUUGUCGGGGCAGAGGGGCAGAGGGGCAGAGCGACUAUAUCCCAUCACCAGCACCUUCACAUGUAUGCUGUCGCCGCGCUACGUAGCAGCAAGGUUGUUUCCUGCGACCAAUCACACCAGUAGACGGACGACCGGAUGAGGUGACAUGCCCUCAGGGUGGGUGGUGCAUUGUGUGAUUUUGUUCUGAUCGUGCCGGAUGGGACGGCACUUGAGCUACACCCCGUUGGUGUUUUGUUGUUGAACUCAAUCAGCGAGCAAAAUCACUCGACGAAGCAAAGGAGGGGUUGGUCCCGAAGUUGAGAGAAGGGGGGGGGGGAGAGGUACAUAGAGAGAAGCAACGACAUGCGCACGGGCUGGCCGUUUGUCCUCCGGUAGACUUGUUCGGCAAACCGCUCGUAUGCUGUAGGCCGUUCGUUUGCUGCCGCCUGCCUGCGGGGGGGGGGCAUUGUCUGCGCAGUGGCAAAAAGUGACGAAGCGCACAUUUGCGCAUCUUACUCGGUCGAUAUGUCAUCCGAAUUGCUGGGUUGUUUCUUGGUUUCGAAAGGCCUGAUCUCGAAGCUAUAUUUUUUUUGGUAAUAAUUCACGUUAGGAACAACUUUGCUGGAAACGAAAAGUAUUCUUGGGGGGUAAACUUAACAAGAGUUGGGAGAACCUUGCCGUUCAUCAUUGUCCUGGACGAACGAUCCCUCCCUUUUCACCACUGUAAAACAGGCACCACAACAAGUC